Prunus armeniaca (apricot) is the source of this 723-nucleotide messenger RNA. Lineage: Eukaryota; Viridiplantae; Streptophyta; Magnoliopsida; Rosales; Rosaceae. The record is from the annotation of a GenBank genome assembly.
AUGUGUCAAGCCUCAAAGCAAAUCAGACGAAAUUAUUACCCAAACAAAAAGGGCAAAUCAAACGAUGGUACAGCAGAGAGAGACCCAAGGAAGCUAGAAUCCGAAUCAACCCUCUCGGAUCUCUCCAUCCUCGCUCCUGCUCCGGCUCCGGCUCCGGCCCCGGCAGAGGAAGAGAAGCCGGUUGUGGAAGCUCCAAAAGAUCCUCAGCCAACUAAGGACAAAUCUGAAACUCCACCACCCCCUGCCCCUGAACACAAAGCUGAGGCUGAUCACUCCAAAGUUCUUGCUAUUGUUGAGAAGCCUUCUGAACCUGCUGCCGAAGAGAAAAGUAAGGAGGGUUCAGUCAAUCGAGAUGCUGUGCUUGCAAGAGUUGCAACAGAGAAAAGGCUGUCACUUAUCAGAGCAUGGGAAGAAAGUGAAAAAUCAAAGGCAGAGAAUAAAGCUCAUAAGAAGCUAUCUGCCGUUGGUUCAUGGGAGAACACCAAGAAGGCAACUGUGGAGGCUGAGUUGAAAAAGAUUGAGGAAAAAUUGGAGAAGAAAAAGGCAGAGUAUGUGGAACAGAUGAAAAACAAGAUAGCUUUAAUCCACAAGGCUGCAGAAGAAAAGAGGGCAGCGAUCGAAGCUAAACGCGGGGAAGAUCUUCUUAAGGCGGAGGAAACAGCUGCAAAAUACCGUGCCACAGGAAAUGCUCCUAAGAAACUACUUGCUUGUUUUUCAUCUUAA